Molecule: messenger RNA, 1770 nt
Organism: Myzus persicae (green peach aphid)
Lineage: Eukaryota; Metazoa; Arthropoda; Insecta; Hemiptera; Aphididae
Gene: IFT57
Product: intraflagellar transport protein 57 homolog
Exons: 9
Coding region: 439-1674 (411 amino acids)
Biological process (GO): non-motile cilium assembly; intraciliary transport
Cellular component (GO): intraciliary transport particle B; centrosome; Golgi apparatus
Source: RefSeq, a predicted model, not a curated record
UGUUAUAAUAUGUGUUUUUGACUUUGUAUGCUUCGUAAUAAUUAGUUUUGAACAUAAUCUGUUUUUUGUAUGUAGGUAGUUUACAAUUAGUGUGAUGUGUGAUUGUAACUUGGAAGGUCAUUGAUGAAACUGUAGACAUUACUAAGUUGAAUUUUAAGUUGUGGCCCCAUUAAAUUGUAGGCACCUUUAGAGGGUCACCUGGGAACUUAGUAGGUUAUAGUUUAUUGACCAGUAGAUUUCAAUGAUUUUUGUGAAGUUUUAGGAGUUGAAUUGUUUAUGAAGGACACAUGGAAUAGAGAAUACUAGAUGAAGUGAGUGGAUGGAGACAUACUGGGACUUUGGUGAACAAAUGGAGAUUUUUCAACUAAGAAGUUUAGAUGCGAUGUGUUUGAAGACUUUGUUGAGGUUCUGAGUUGGAUUCUGAUUGAAAAAAUAAAUAUGGAUAUUCAGUCAGUAGAUUCUAGUCGUAGUCGAUCAACUAAUCGUUCUGAAACUGUUUCAUAUCAACAUUUUCUUGACAUGGAAAUUCUAUGCGAUCGAUUAAUACUUUUGGAUUAUGAAUCGUAUGUAGUGAAAUCAUUGAAAAUGAGACCAAUUAAUAGACAUUAUUUUGCCUUACAAACUAGUUCUGGAGAACAGUUUUAUAUGUUUGUAUCUUUAGCCAUAUGGUUGUUAAGCAAACUUGGUAAAGAUCUAAAACAGCCUCAAGAAUAUGAUGACCCAAAUUCAACAGUUAAUAGUAUACUAGAAUCGUCUGCACAAUUAGAAUUAUCUGUUGAUUUCCCAGUUAAUCAACUAAAACAAGGUUUUGGAAAACAUGUCAUUGAAAUUUUAAAUGGGCUUGCAGAUUUGGCUUUAAAAAAAAAUAAUUUUCCCUACAAAAAACCAAUAUUUCCAGUUGAAAAAGAAGAAAUAGAAGAAUUACCUGAAAAUAAUGCAGAACUUUUAUUAGAACAUGUUGAAGAAGAAAUGGUUUGGACGGACUCUGAUUCCGAUGAAGAAAAUAUGCUUAAUAUUAAUGAUUUGACUGCUUUAAAUAAGAAUAAAAGACAAACUUCUUAUAAAACAAAUGAGAAUUUAAAAACUACAUCUGCUAAUAAAGAAGAAUGGAACCUAGAAUUAGAACAAGUACUACCUUCAUUACGAGUAACAAUCAAGCUAGAUUACAAAGAUUGGCGAACAAGUUUGAAACAAAUGAAGGAACACAAAUUUAUGAUGAAUGCAUCCAUAGAAAAAGUCAAGCCUCUUUUAACCAAUCUUUGUAGUACACUAGGAGAAACUAUGGAGAAAGUUUAUAGUAGAGAACAAUACUUGAACAGCUCUUUAGACAACCUUCUAAUAGAAUACCGUAAUUCUCAGGAUGAACUAGCUCGAGUUAUUGAACAUUAUAAACUUUUAAGUAAUGGUAUUGUAGAACGACAAGAUGCAUUAUUAAAAAUAACUGAACAAUUAGAUAUUGUUAAGCAAGAAAUGGAUGAAAGAGGAUCAAGUAUGACAGAUGGAACACCACUAAUCAAUAUAAAAAAAGCAAUAGCAACUAUAAGGUCAGAUAUCAUGGAAAUGGAUGUUCGUAUUGGUGUGUUGCAACAUGGAUAUUUUAUGUCUAAAGUACAUGAAAAAUCUGUUAUUCAAGAUCCUAUGAUAAGGCCAAUAUUUCCUAGAACUGUGUUGUGAUAAUAUUAAGUACCUACACUUCUUCCUUGCUGUUUGCAUUAGUUAUAAAUUACUAUUUAGUAAAUAUUUAAAUGUUAUGUCUUUAUGAUGCAUAUA